Rhododendron vialii is the source of this 2068-nucleotide messenger RNA. Its product is annotated as cysteine--tRNA ligase 2, cytoplasmic-like. Gene Ontology annotation, biological process: cysteinyl-tRNA aminoacylation. Gene Ontology annotation, molecular function: cysteine-tRNA ligase activity; ATP binding. Gene Ontology annotation, cellular component: cytoplasm. The record is from RefSeq and is a predicted model, not a curated record. Bases 1 to 1791 code for a protein of 596 amino acids. The transcript has 12 exons. Lineage: Eukaryota; Viridiplantae; Streptophyta; Magnoliopsida; Ericales; Ericaceae.
AUGACUAGAGAAAAGGAGUUGUUUGUGCCCAAGGUGCCAGGGAAGGUGGGUAUGUACAUUUCUGCGGUAUCACUCCUUACGAAGAAACCCAUGUCGGCCAUGUCCGUUCUAGUGUUCUACCAUUGGGUUCGAUGUUCUGUACCGAUAAUUGCUAAAGCAAACAUGCGUGAGGAGAAUAUUUUCACUUUGGCUAACCACUUCAUUGGAAAAUUUCAUGAUGAUAUGGAUAGACCUUCUACAACGUAUAGCAAUUCUAUAGUAUUGGAUCGCUGCCUUGAGUCAAGAUUCUUACUCACUUCAUCCCAAAGGGGACUCUUUGUUUUCGGAAGGUCCGGUCAGACAGAAAUUGCUGCAAGUUUUGUUUUCGGACUGAAAAUGUCAUCUUCGAAGGCGGCAUCUGGAAAGAAACUGCGAUCGCAGACCAUCCAUAAUGACUGCGCCUCCAUAGUUGAUGGGGAUGUGUACUUCAGUCUUGAUAAAUACCCAAAUUUCGGCUGCUUAUCAGGGAAUUCUCGGGAAGACCUUUUAGUUACUCCUGAUCCCAAGAAGCGGGAUCCACACGACUUUGCACUGUGGAAGCCUUCAAAGCCCGGUGAACCCUAUUGGGACAGCCCUUGGGGUCAUGGGAGGCACGGAUGGCACAUAGAGUGUAGUGCCAUGAGUUCCCAUUAUCUCAGCAUCCAAUUUGAUAUUCAUGGUGGUGGAAGGGAUUUAAUCGUUCCACAUCACGAAAAUGAGAUUGCCACGAGCUGGGCUGCAUGCCAAGCUAGCAAAGUGGGUUACUGGGUGCACAUUGGUAGGGUUAAUAUUGGAGAUGAUAAAAUGUCAAAAUCAUUGGGGAACCACAUACCAAUUCAUGAGAUCUCCUGUGAAUUAGUAAAAAACCGUGUCCCCGUUCCCCAAAAUGAGCCUUAUUAUUCAAUAGUGCGGGUAUCCAGUUGUGCUCCCAACCAAGUACCAACCAACGAGGUCUUGCAUAACCACAUUAUUGGUCAACCUUUGUUUGGUUGUUGGGACUUCGGAGACAAGAUCAGAUCCAAUUGUUGUGUUUUGCCUGUGCUAGCUCUUGGAGAAGAGUUAAAAGAACAGAGGGAUCUGUUGCUCAAACUGAAUUACGCCAACGUUAUGGAAGUUCCUGGAUUGUAUUUCGUGGAUUUAUGUAUUUAUAUACACGAGAUGCAUUUCGAGGGUCAGUUGCAGUUUUCUCUCACUUGCUUUAAUUAUUCUAUGACUUCUGCUGCUUUUUCUAUCUCAUUUUUGCACAUACCUGACACCAAGAAUGGUAAAACAACUCAAAUUUCUGGAGAAGCUAAAAACUGCAUCUAUAGGCUAAGGAACGAUUUUCAAUCCAAAAUGUCGGAUGACUUGCAAACCUCUCCUGUAUUGGGCAGCAUACUGCCAGAAUCAUUAAGGUUCAUAAACAAAGUUUUAGACAGUCUAAAGGGGAAGCCAAAGCAGCAUCUACCACUGAUCCAGUCCUUGAUAGAAAUAGAGAAAGUGGUUAAAGAAGUGCUGAGCAUUCUUGGAUUGUUGUCCGCUUUGAGCUAUACCGAGGUGGUGCUCCAACUGAAGGAGAAGGCAUUGGAUAGAGCAAACAUGAAGGAAGAUCAGGUGAUGGAUCUGAUCAGGAAAAGAGCACAGGCAUGGAAGGAAAGAGAUUUCUCAAGCGAUCAAAUCAGGAGGGAUUUGGCUGCGAAGGGCAUUGAUCUGAUGGAUGUGGGCAAGGAAACUAUUUGGAGGCCUUGUGUACCACAUAAAUAUGAAGAUCAGGCGCUGCUCACGUUAAGUUAAAUUGCGCUGCAGACACAGCUGUAUGUGAGAGGGGUGUGGUUGAUAUGCCUCUAGCAUUUUGGUAUAUACAAUUAUUUCAAUUAUAAUUAUACCGGAACUUUUUGACAGCAGGGAGAAACAAGUUUUAAGAGCCACAUUGAAUAGAAAAAGCCCACCUGUUGAAGAGAUUCAAAAUGAAUCCUUCAUUUAUUUAGGAUUCCUGAAUAACUCUAAAUGAGAGGCAGCAAAGCACUUGUUAUAAUAGAUUCAGAAUUGAAGUUCAAAUUAUCUUUAGUCA